AAAGAUUGCGAAAAUGGAAAAAUUAACGGCGGCCUGCUCCACGUCGCAGCAACUAGGGCUUCCAUACCAUUUCAUGAUCGCUAUAUAUACCACACGCCGUCGACUUCAUCGGCAACUCGUCUGGGGUUUCCAGUUUACAUCAUAACCAGGUUUCUACCCAUGUCGACUGAAAAAAGAGGGUCAAAAAGGUCAAAGACAUCCAAUGAUUACCCACAAACAUCAGAUGCUUGUUCUCAAACCAAUCUUAAUGACAAAGAUGUGGAGUUUGAAUCUGAACAACCUCGACACUUUGUUGGAAUGGAUAAAGCGAAAAUGGUUCCAUCAUUGUUAAAUAACUCGCCGGAGAAUAAAUACCAGCGAUUGUUUGACAUAAUGGACCAACAUCUUUCUUUGCAAAAAGAAAAAAUCGCGAUAUUGAUAGAAAAGGUAGCAUUUAAAAAACAGAAAGUGUAUUUAGAUAUUCUUGAAACGAAGACUGAUGAUUUGGAGGGUGACGACCUUCUAGCGGUAUUAGCCAUAAAAAAAUUAGUUAGAGAUAUAUAUUUGUAAUUUUUAGGGAAAAUGACUUAAGAGACCAUUCAAGUUUCAAAUUGGUUCGAAAAAAACAUUCAAGUUCGUUCGAAAAAAAACAUUCAAGUA
Molecule: messenger RNA, 639 nt
Organism: Lactuca sativa (garden lettuce)
Lineage: Eukaryota; Viridiplantae; Streptophyta; Magnoliopsida; Asterales; Asteraceae
Source: RefSeq, a predicted model, not a curated record